UGUCAAACGGGCCGUUAUCGAACCUCACUACUAAUCCUAAACCAAAGCCCCAACUCGGAAAACAAACAGGGCCUCUCUGGCUAUUGGGUGAGUUCAGCUGUAAUAACCACCACCACCACCACCAUGUCUUACAUACCUCCACACAAGCGCCACUCGAAGGAUGAAGACAAGCCACCCCCAACACCAGAGUCUCUCACUCCUCAAUUUCACAAUAAUCUGAAUGUUAGGUCAUCUGGAUCUUCUCCGAAAGAUAGGAAGGCCAAACAUUCUUUCAAGGCUGACAAAGUUAAAUAUGCAGAUGAUGCAAUAUCUAGAUGGUUUCCUGUUGGCUUCCCCUCAGACUUGCCCAUUUCAUUGAAAUCCUUUGAGCAGAAAUUGCCUCUCUCUUUGGUGCUGGACACUCAUCUAACCAAAGAGAACAAAGGAGAUGUUCUCAAAAGUCCAUGGGAAUCUAUAGCUGAAGAUGUAGAGGAAGACCUUCUCUCCUCUUUCCAAAAUCUGAGGAAAGUAAUGGAGUGCCAAGAAGUAAAUUUAAAGCCAACUCUGGUUGCUAGGUUUGGCAAAGUUCUUUUUCAUGGGAGCCCUUCAGUUAGUCUAGAAAAUGUAAAAGGGACUUCAGUUACUGAAACCACUUUGAGUCAAUUGAAGAGAUCAUUCUAUACAAAUGUUCCUCCUACAUAUAUGCAGUACACUACAAAUGAAGUCGUGCCAAAGAUUGGACUCGAUUUUGAAGAGGAAAAGGAGUUAUACCAAGUAAAGCUGUCUGAUAGCAUGUGGCCAGAUUCAACUAUCUCUUGCAAAUGUAGAAUAUUGGAAGAUUGUAAAAAGCUCGAACUUUACAAGAUUGAAUUAAACAAUGUGCGCCACCUGGUUUUAGACAUAUCCUGUCUUGAUAGGGAUCUAGACCUGAGGCUGAUGCUAUUCACCAAGAGAACUGUAACUGCUUUAACAGAUGAUGAGAAACGCAACAUCAGGAGCCUGAUCAAUUCUGCAGUUCUAGAUCAAGAUGUGAAGGGUGGGUUAAGGUGGCCUCUGGGAAAGGAAUCUUCUGGAGAUCGGUACACUGUUGUUGGGAUUUGGCACACAAAUGCUAAAACAUUUACAAGUUCAUCAAUGAGACUUAAGGUUCGGCAUGCAGAUCGAUAUGAUUUCAGGACCUCAGCUGGAGAAGUUACAGGAGAGGUCAGUCUGAAGAUGACUGGAAUUACAUCACAAUUACGGGAGCAGAGCAGUCAAAUUGACAUGGUCACUGAAAUGUUCAAAGACAACAUAAAAUUGAUUUGGGACUGCUUCUUGUGCUUUUGUGAUGAAGGUGCUUGACGGCUAUGUGCAUGAAGCUAUGUAUGCUCUAGUCCUUGCCAAGAAAGAGCUUUGAUGUUUGAUACCAAUCUAUAUAUUUGGUUUGAGUGUUCAAGUUGUAAUUUUGAAGUUUGGAGUUUGUACUCCUUUUUGUAAGACGAGCUUGGGUUGGUUAUGUACUAAAACGUAUUGAAGUUUUUUCAUCAAUUUGUGCACUUGUUCUGAAUGGAAGUAUGUGAGUGGAACAAGUUGAAUGAAUAUAUUCUUCUGCUUUUCAAA
Molecule: messenger RNA, 1578 nt
Organism: Camellia sinensis
Lineage: Eukaryota; Viridiplantae; Streptophyta; Magnoliopsida; Ericales; Theaceae
Source: RefSeq, a predicted model, not a curated record